Aethalodelphis obliquidens (Pacific white-sided dolphin) is the source of this 1749-nucleotide messenger RNA. Its product is annotated as zinc finger protein 77-like. Lineage: Eukaryota; Metazoa; Chordata; Mammalia; Artiodactyla; Delphinidae. The record is from RefSeq and is a predicted model, not a curated record. The transcript is spliced from 3 exons. The coding region runs from base 49 to 1371 and encodes 440 amino acids.
GAGUGGGCUUUGCUGGACCUGGCUCAGAGGAAGCUCUACAGAGACGUGAUGCUGGAGACCUUCAGGAACCUGGCCUCCGUGGGUUCUUGCUCUCAAGUUAAAACCAGUAGAUCAAGUGCUCAUUGGGAUAUUUUGGAGACUGGACUAUGCAGUGAAGAGAAAGUAGUAAGAUUCACAAGAAAUGAUUCCAGGUCUUUUUUGGGAGAAAACUGGGCAUUUCAUAACAUGCAAGAUCAACAUCUAACUCAGGAGAGGCGUUUGAGAAAUCAUUUGGUGGAGAGUAUCUGUGAAGGGAAAGAAGGCCAUCAAUGUCUAGAAACCCGGAACCAGAUUAUAGAUUUUACUGUGCAUAAGAGUUAUUGGACUGGAAUUCAGCCCCAUCAAUGCAUUAAAUGUGGAAAAGCCUUCAGGGAUCAUUCUUUCCAGAAGAAUCAGCAAAGAUCUCACCCUGGACACAAACAUUAUCCAUAUGAAGAAUGGGGGCAAGCCUGCAGCUGUAUCUCGUGCCUAAGCCCUCCCAGGGAAAUAGACAUUGUAGAGAAACCCGAUAAACAUCAGGAUGCUGGGAGAGCAUCUAAGAGGUGCGUGAAGAGUGACUGUAAUGAACAGUCUUUAGAGUGUAAGAAGUCUGGAAAAGCUCUCACUUGUCCCUCAUCUUUUCAGGAACAUGAGAGAGGUCAUUAUGGACAGAAAAUCCACAUGUGUGAAGUAUGUGGAAAAUCCUUCAGUUAUUAUUGCCAACUUGCACGGCAUGUGAGAACUCACACUGGAGAGAAACCCUAUGAAUGUAAAGAAUGUGGGAAAGCUUUCACUCGCAUCUCACACUUCCGAGAACAUGUGAGAAUGCACACUGGAGAGAAACCCUAUGAAUGUAAGCAGUGUGGCAAAGCUUUCAGUUGGUGCACUUACCUUCGAGAACACAUGAGAACACACAGUGGAGAAAAACCCUAUGAAUGUAAGCAGUGUGGCAAAGCCUUCCCCUAUCUCAAAUCCCUGCAAGGACAUGUGAGGAUCCACACUGGAGAGAAACCUUAUGUGUGUAAGGAAUGUGGGAAAUCCUACAGUUGUCCCAAAUACUUUAGAAAACAUGUGAAAACACACAGUGGAGUAAAACCCUAUGAAUGUACAGAAUGUGGGAAAGCAUUCAUUACUUCCUCAUCCCUUCGAGAACAUAUGAAAACACACAGUGAAGAGAAGCCAUAUCAGUGUCAGCAGUGUGGGAAAGCCUUCAGGUAUCCCAGAUCCCUGCAAGGACACAUGCUAACCCACAGUGAAGGGAAGCCAUAUAAAUGUCAGCAGUGUGAAAAAGCCUAUAGGUGUCUCAUAUCCCUGCAAAGACACAUGAAGACACACACUGGCGAAAAAUUCUGAAUAGAAAAACUAUGGGAAAGCCUUCAUUCUCCCUUAAAAUUUUAUAAAUGGAGCAGUCACAGGAGAGAAACAUUAUGAACGGAAAGAAUGUUGGGAAACCUUCAGCACUUCACUUAUUUUAUACUUGAAAACUCAGGGUAGACAAAAUUUUUUAAUGGAAAGAAAUAUGAUUUUUCCUUUUAAGUGCCUCAUCCUGAAUAGGGAUCCCAGUGUAUUAAUUUCUAGCUCAUGUUAACUGAUCUGAACACUUAAGAUAAUAACCAUGCCUCUAUGUUCCCAUCAUCUUUGCUACUUAUGUUUUGUUAUCUUGGACUUUAAAUAGUUAUAUAGUCAUAUAAUACUUGUCUCAAUUCCAUUACAAUGUCUUUUGAACCUAGA